This is a messenger RNA of Plasmopara halstedii, 1665 nucleotides long. RefSeq names its product MADS box transcription factor. Lineage: Eukaryota; Oomycota; Peronosporomycetes; Peronosporales; Peronosporaceae. The coding region runs from base 1 to 1665 and encodes 554 amino acids. The record is from RefSeq and is a predicted model, not a curated record. The transcript has a single exon. Gene Ontology annotation, cellular component: nucleus.
AUGGAGCUCUUUCCGACAAUAGUCGAUGACAAUGAAGUACGCUACUGCUUCAUCUUACCCUCGUCAGCAUCUACAAGGACCCAAGACGAGCUUUUGGAGGAAGCACGACAGCAGUGUAGCGUUAUUUUAGCCUAUGCAGCUCAACAGACACAUGGAUUUAUCUGGCACAAACAUCGCUUUCACCUUGAUGUUGUUUUGACCAGCAGCAAUCGUCCAAUUUUAUCAGGUCGGACCAAUGUUGGCGAUGCCAUACAAGACGAGUGGGUCAUAGCUAAGCUUGUGUUUGACAUCACUCGCACGUUCCCAGGUGUCGUUGGACGAGUUUUUGACUCCGAUGGGGAAUUUCUACUUAUUGAAAGCGCCGAAGCUCUACCUGAUUGGGUUACACCCGAGACUAGUGACCGGCGAACAUUUGUGGUCGAUGGGAAGCUCCAUCUUGCACCUCUUACAGCUGACACUAUUCAACGUAAAGAUGCACAAUUUUACGACGAAGACGCAUUAGUACAAGUGCUCGACCUUCAAGUAAAGACUGAGGCAAGUGGUUCGAUACAACGUCUGAUCUAUCGAAAGCUCGAUCAGAUACCAACAUACAUGCAUGACAAUAUUCAUCGAGUCAGAUGUCUUCUGCCAGAAAAAGUGGCUACAAUCAUUUCAAGCAAUCAUGAAUUGGUAGGAGCUGCAGUUGAGGCGUUUUACUAUCGAGAGCCAAAAGAAGCAGGAGCGAUAUGGAAAAACAUGACAUUUUUACAAUCGGGAGACGCAGUCGUAGAGAUACAAAUUAAGUUUUCAAGAGCUCAAUAUGCUCAACUUAAGCAGCAGCGUUUCUAUCCACCAAAGGCGUUUCUACAAUUUAGUACACGCUAUGGUAUCCUUGAGGCAAAACAUCAAGAAACGAUCCAUCCAGACAAUCAAGCAGCGGAUCUUGGGAUGAAACUUGCUUGUGGUCUUGAGCUUCUAUAUGCUGGAGACAGCCAAGAUCAGUUUCAAUGCCCAUGGAAGACGGUUAUCCAGAAAUUACUACACCAAGCACGAGAUACUGAGAAAUUUGCUGAUCUCCACAUUGGACCAGACGAUGAUGAUUCGUGGUUGUAUUUGCAUCCCGAUACGUUAGAACAAAAACUACAACGUGUUGCAGAGACAGAUGAAAAAGCUGCGUCUGGUGUGGAUGAACUACAUAAUAUGGCUAGUGUAUUUCGUAAAUUUGUACAGGGUGUGUCGGAUAUCGAAGGUGUGGAAGGGUACGAACCUGUUCAUUUUGAUCCCGAUGCUUUUAUGAAGCUUUUAAGUGCGAAUGAAACAAGUGGUAGAGGUGCAGACUUGAGUGCGCCUUGGGGUGAGCACUUUAUGGAUGAAGACGAGUCCAGUCAAAGUGAUAGUGAUGAUGAAAGUGCGUUGGAUGACGUAAUGGCUGAAAUGGAAGCAGAACUGGCAGGAACCAAAGUCACACAAAGUUUUGAGCACUUAUCGAUGAAAGAUACUCAUCAAAAUAUUUCAACUUGCCAGAAAGAGUCGAUUGAAGUUGACGCACCGUCUAAUUCGUCGAUAAAGCCGCUGGAUCUUGACUUUAAUUUGGUGUCAAAUUUGCUGGAAUCCUUAGCAUCUCAAGAAGGUCACGCUGGACCUGUGAGCAACAUCUUGAGUCAAAUGGACUUUCCAAGUAGUUAA